AUGGUGACGUUGAACGAUACGAUUUUUCGCCAAUUACUCGAGAAAGCGGGGAAGAAGUUACCGCGAAUGGAGAGCGUCGUUAGCAUCAUACCUCCGUACAAAUGUAUCCACAAGCAUCUACAGCGGAUGAGCGUAUUCCAAGAGAAAACGAAGAAAAUGUUAUGCAAAGAGCAACUGGAGCUGGAAAUAAUGAACAGCAAAAUGUCGUGCAUCGAGAAGCUAUUGAAGCCCGAGGAAGAGUCCAAGUGGCGUCGUAGUAGAUCACCAAGGGUGUACCAUCGUCCUAUCGUGGAAGCGUCAAAGUAGCAAGUAAUAAGAUACAGAAAAGAAAGAACGAUUUGAUACGUGUAUAAAAUCUGACAAAAUUUUAUUCGCAAUUUUCUAAUUGACGUUCUCAUUAACAAUAUAUAAUUGAUAUAAACAUAACGAUUGUUGUCUGCCGUUUAAAACACGCGGCAUAAAUUUUGUGGCACAGUGAACCGGAAAUACACACUCGUUACAUAUCCUCGUUGACUCUAGGCAUUGACUUGAUCCUUUGUGAUUUGCUAAAUGUCCGAAAAUUAUAUAGGAAUUAUUAAGCCCGUUUCCUGUAUUUAUGAGUGCAGAGCAC
Molecule: messenger RNA, 610 nt
Organism: Vollenhovia emeryi
Lineage: Eukaryota; Metazoa; Arthropoda; Insecta; Hymenoptera; Formicidae
Exons: 5
Coding region: 1-306 (101 amino acids)
Source: RefSeq, a predicted model, not a curated record